AUGGCGAUAUCAUCCGACUACGCGGAAGGCAAAGACGAGUCGUCGUCGACGGCAGCUAGGCCUCUCCUCGCCGACAACGAGUCGUCCGGCCCUGAGGUGUCGUCGGUUCCGAGGCGGAGAGUCUGGAGCGCGACGCGAUGGACAAUCGUACUCGCUCUCUCCGUCGUAUGUAGCAACGCGAUUAGUAUACUCACGACGUACCGACCCGUCCACCGCUCGAGCGGCGGCUGCGACGCCUGUAGCCAGAGCGUAGCGGAGCCCCCGAUAGGGGCGGCACCGAUCCUGCGCGGUCUUCCGCCCGAGGCCCAGCCCACGUGGAUUAGCACGCCAUUCUACGACCGCGAGCACAGUAUCUACCGGGGGCACGAGUCGCCCGAGACAGAGGCCGCCUGGCCGGAGCUGACGCAAAUCCACGCGGGCCUGGUCCUGGUGCCGAAGGAGGAGACCUCAGCCUCGGAUAUCGACCCGACGAAGCAUGCGUACUUUGACAACGCGGAGAAGGGCCUCGUCGGGUACCUGGUGAUCCUGGAAGCGACACACCAACUGCACUGCCUGCCGGUGCGGCGCUUCGUCCGCGACCGCGCCGUGCCGCGCCCCGCGGGCGGCGAAGUCGGCCCGCGUCCCAGCGACUACGCCGUCGAUGACUACAUCUGA
Messenger RNA from Durotheca rogersii, 654 nucleotides. RefSeq lists its product as uncharacterized. Lineage: Eukaryota; Fungi; Ascomycota; Sordariomycetes; Xylariales; Xylariaceae. Gene Ontology annotation, biological process: mycotoxin biosynthetic process. Bases 1 to 654 code for a protein of 217 amino acids. The record is from RefSeq and is a predicted model, not a curated record. The transcript has 3 exons.